GCGACGGUUUCCGGCCCCCGCGGCCUCCAGUCCGCCCCUCCUUCACAAUCCUCUGCUGCGGGUGCUGGCCGGUCCCGGGGAAGGACCGAAGGGGACCCAGCCUGGCCCACGGCGGCUGCAGGAGGAUAUAAGCAUGAAUGGCAGCCGGAGAGUCAGAGCAACCUCUGUCCUUCCCAGAUAUGGUCCACCAUCCCUAUUUAAAGGACACUUGAGCACCAAAAGUAAUGCUUUUUGCACUGACUCCUCCUCUCUCAGAUUAAGUACUCUCCACCUGAUCAAGAAUCACAUGGCUGUUCACUAUAAUAAAAUCCUUUCAGCCAAAGCUAUGGUAGACUGCUCUGUUCCACUCAGUAUGAGUGCCAGCAUCAAAUAUGCAGACCAACAACGAAGAGAGAAGCUCAAAAAGGAAUUAGCACGAUGUGAAAGGGAUUUGAAAUUAGCUAAAACUGAAGUGCAGGCCAAUUUUAAAAAUAAUUCCAAGUCAUUAUUGAACACGCUACAAAAGCCUUCAGGAGAACCACAAAAUGAAGAUGACGUGUUAAUCGAAGAAGUGAAUGGCCGUUCAUCCUUUUCAAGGUCACCGGUAACUUCUUCAGAGAGACUACACCUAAGUCUACCUAAGUCCAAUAAAGUCCUCACAAAUGGUACUGAGAAGACCGCCCGCUCCUUCUUAUCCAGUGUGGAUCACACCGCCCCCGGACCCAGGAGAGUGUGGUCUGGAGCCUCGUGUGGCCGAGGGCCCAGGAGCACAUUUCCGAAUCCCCAGCGGUUUCAGUUAGUUAUUUCAAAAGCACCCAGUGGGGACCUUCUGGAUAAACAUUCUGAACUCUUUUCUAACAGACAUUUGCCAUUCACUCCACGCACUUUAAAAACAGAAGCAAAAUCUUUCCUGUCACAGUAUCGAUAUUAUACACCUGCCAAACGAAAAAAGGAUUUCACAGAUCAGCGGAUAGAAGCUGAAAGCCAGACUGAAUUAAGCAGCUCUAAAUCCGAUCGUGAGGCAGCUGAGACAACGAACGUCACAGACUCAGAAGUGAACACAGAGCAGCCCCAGGAACCUAGUUGUACAACAUGUGGUACCAAAGAAAGAAUAGCCCCUUUACCUUCACAAGAUCAUGGCUUACCACGGGGUGAGAAGAGAGACAGCACUCUUCAGUAUUCCCUGUCAAGGGCAGUAAGUCAGUAUUUCCUGCAGCCCCCUUCAAGGAGAAAAAUCUAUUCUGAUGAAGAAGAACUGUUGUAUCUGAGUUUCAUUGAAGAUGUAACAGAUGAAAUUUUGAAACUUGGUCUAUUUUCAAACAGGUUUUUAGAACAACUGUUUGAGCGACAUAUCAGACAAAAUAAACACCAUUUGGAAGAGGGGAAAAUGCGCCACCUGCUGCAUAUCCUGAAGGUGAACUUAGGCUGCACAUCUAAGGAAAAGCUAGACGACAUAAAACUAGAGGGAAUUGAUAUGUUGAAUUUACUUGAACUUGAAGAGGCUGAAAAUUCAGAACAAAAUGAAUAUAAAAAAGAACAAGAUACAGCAAUUCAACAGGAACGUCAAGAAUACCAAAAAGCUUUGGAUAUGUUAUUGUCUGCACCAAAGGAUGAGAAUGAGAGAUUCUCACCAAAUGAAUUUUUCAUGCCUGUCUGUAAAUCAAAGUAUUCAGAAGGGGUUAUAGUUCAACAGGUAAAAGAGCAAACAAAUCUUGGACCUUCAUUUUGGGAUGAAAAAAAUCCAAGUAUUUCAGAGAGCUUAACGGACCAAGAAACCUUGGUGAAUGUCAUUGAAGGUGACAGUGAUACUGAGAAGGUUGAGACGUCAAAUGAAUUAUGUUGUUUUAGCCCAGCACUUUCCCAGUCUGUUCAGCUUUGCAGUGUCAAAGGUGACAAUAAUCAUGACAUGGAAGGACCAACUCUUAAGAUCAUGGCAAUGAGCACUGAAGACGGCCCUUUGGAUCUUUGAUCUUCAUUAAUAAAUAUCCCAAAUGGCCAGUAA
Messenger RNA from Hipposideros armiger (great roundleaf bat), 1981 nucleotides. It is a transcript of the gene SPATA7, whose product is annotated as spermatogenesis associated 7. Gene Ontology annotation, biological process: photoreceptor cell maintenance; microtubule cytoskeleton organization. The transcript has 12 exons. Lineage: Eukaryota; Metazoa; Chordata; Mammalia; Chiroptera; Hipposideridae. Gene Ontology annotation, cellular component: axoneme; ciliary basal body; rod photoreceptor outer segment. The record is from RefSeq and is a predicted model, not a curated record. The coding region runs from base 134 to 1948 and encodes 604 amino acids.